Messenger RNA from Thamnophis elegans (Western terrestrial garter snake), 2213 nucleotides. Its product is annotated as E3 ubiquitin-protein ligase TRIM39-like. NCBI's taxonomy places the organism in Eukaryota, Metazoa, Chordata, Lepidosauria, Squamata, Natricidae. The coding region runs from base 102 to 1526 and encodes 474 amino acids. Gene Ontology annotation, molecular function: protein binding; zinc ion binding. The record is from RefSeq and is a predicted model, not a curated record. The transcript has 7 exons.
UCGGUUUCCCGCUUGGGCAGAUCCCAAAGACGGUCACCUGAUUUAGAGGAAAAGAAGCGAAAUUUAAGUUUCUCUUGCCUUUUCCAGCGGAGGGGGCGACGAUGGCGGCUGGAGCGCCCUUGCAGGAUUUGGUGGAAGAAGCUACUUGCUCCAUUUGCCUGGACUUUUUCCAGGAUCCCGUGCUCAUCCCGGAGUGCGGCCACAACUUCUGCCGGGACUGCCUGACCCGCAGUUGCGGGGCGUCCUGCCCCCAUUGCAGAAAGGCCUUUAGUCUCCGCAGCCUCCUCCCCAACAGGCAGCUGGCGCGGAUGGCUGAAGUGGCCAGGCGAUGCGGAGGCCAUUCGGAGGAAGAAGGAGGGAGCUUCUGCCCGAAGCACCGGGAGCUCAAGCUCUUUUGUAAGGACCACGAGACCCUCAUCUGCAUGGUCUGCGACCGAUCCAAAGAGCACAGGGGCCACUGGGUGAUCCUUGAGGAGCAGGCUUUCCAGGAAUACAAGAUGAAGGUUGGGAAUUGCCUGAAGGCUCAGAAGGAGCAGAAAGAAAAAAUAGCUACAUACAAAAGAGACACAGAGAAAAAACUGCAGGAGAUGCUUGACCUCAUCAAAGAAGAGAAAGAAAAUGUAGUGGCUGAAUUCAGAGAGCUACAACUCUGGUUAGAAGGACAGGAGAAUCUUCUAUUGAGUGAAAUGGAAGAAACGGAGAAGGAGAUUAUGGCAAGAAAGGAGGAGGGUUUGGCCACGCACAUGGAGGAACUCUGCUCUCUUGACCAUCUCAUCCAGGAGAUAGAAGAGAAGCUUCAGCAGCCAGCCAGCAAACUCUUACAGAACAUUGGAGGCAUCUUGAAGAAUUACCAGGCUAAGGAAACAUAUGAGAAUCCGGUGGAUUUACCUGAAGACCCGAAGUGGAAUAUCAGGGAUUACAGUGAUAUCACUGUGUUUCUGAAAAGUGCCAUGAAAAAAUUUAGAGAUACUCUGGAAAGUGGACUUCAACAACGGGAAGUGAAUGUAAUUCUGGAUCCAGACACAGCCCAUCCCAACUGGCUUGACAUCUCCGAAGAUCGAAAAAGGGUCAAAGGACUUAAACCAAUUAAAGAAAUAAAUGCUGUCCCAAACAGCAAGAGAUUUGUAUAUAAUCCUUAUGUCCUUGGAUGUCAGAGGUUCUCAUCAGGACAACAUUUCUGGGAAGUAAUUGUAGGAGAUAGAGGAGGAUGGGGUAUAGGAGUUGCCAACAAACCAUUGAACUUAACAGAUAUUGAUGACCAGACCAGGCGCUGGCAGAUUGGGAAAUGGGGAGGGAAAUACAAGGCCAUCUCUCCGUCAAGACGCUCUGACCUGGUCCUGACCGAGGAGCCCAUGAGCAUCCGCAUCUGUCUCAACUGCAAAGAGGGGCAAGUGAGCUUUUUUGAUGCCAGAACAGCAGUUCUGCUCCAUACAUUCUCAGACUUGGUUGGGGAGAUCUUUCUGCCCUGUUUCUAUUUGGAUGGUGGUGCCUGCCUGACACUCCCCUCAAAGAAGGGACGUCCAUAGGCAAAACUUGGAAAAAUCCCUAUUUGCCAAGCGAUGAUCUCUGGAAGCCUUUAAAGCAACAGUUCCUUAGCUUCAUGCUAAUUCAGCUUCCUUGAUUGUGUAUUCUAUGCCGCACUGAGUUGCUUGCAGUUGUCUAGCAUUGGAAAUUGAAGGAAUGGGUCAGUCAGUCAGUCAGUCAGUCUAAAACAGGAGGUGUCCAAUGAAAGCUUGAUAGGCUGUAAUGUCCUUUCUUCCGGUUUAUCAAUAUUAAAGAUGGCUUAUCUUACAGCCGAACCCAUAAAUCAUGGGUUUUAGAUGCCCAUCAGGGGUCUCCUGCCCAUUUAUGUACCAUGCUUGUUUGUUUCAUGCUUAGUUGCAAUCAGUGAUUGUGUAGGUUCCCAUUAUUCAAUAUAUUCUGUAAUCCUUCCCUGCUUUUUUUCUUCCCUCUCUGCUUUUUUUCUGUUUUAUUUUAAAUAUACACAUAAUUUUUAUAAUCUCAACAACCCUAGCGGGGCUUCAGAAAGUACAGCCUCAUGGUUGUUGUUUUUUUUUACAAAUCUUAUUACUGUUUGUCUCUUUUUAUACUUAUCUAAGUUAUCUACAGGACUCGGAUAACUCAUUGUAAGAGUGAUUGUAAUUUUAUAGAUGUCUCAUGGGCUGUAGUUCCUUCCUUUGCAAUUUUAUAUCAAUAAAUGUAUUUUUACCUUA